GCGACCGCUUCGGUGGAAUCAAGUUGUAUUUAAUAAAAGCUGUGUAUAUUUGAUUCAUUCAAAAAUUUAUAAACACUUUAUUAUUAUUUUUACUGUCAAAAUAAUUAUAAAUAUAUAUUUAAAUCAAUUUUAAUUAAGCAUUUAAUUAUCAUCAAGUGAAUUAAACUUUUUAUUAUUUUUUUUUUUUUCAAAUUAUCAUUUUUUUCCCUCCCAAUUUUGUUUAUUUAUUUAUUGUUUUUUUUUUUAUUUUUACUUUAAAUUUUAUAUUGUUGAUUGAGAUUUUAUAAUGUGUUAAUAUCUAUAUAAAUAUUUAUAUAAUUUUUUUUUAAAUUAAAAAUAUACAAUUUAGUGAGAUUUUUUUAAUUUAUUUACAAUAAUAAUAUUGAGCUUUACGACUGAUUAAUUUUAUAUUAGUGUACAAUUGGAUUGAUAUAAUAUUGUACAUUUAAAAAAGUUUAAUUUAUUGUUGAUAUUAUUAUUGCUGUUAUUGUUAUUGUGUAUUAUUAAAUGUUGGAGUCGUGGAUGAAAUUAAAAAUAAGGGAUAUGGAUGAGGGUAAAAAUCGCGACGGAGGGCGUCAUGAUGACAGUGACUUGAUGGCCACGUGCUGCCCUAGCUGGCGCACUAUCAACUGAGGGAUAAAUAAAGGAUUUAAAAAAUACAAAAAAUAAUAAUAAUAAAAAUACAAUACAAAAAGAGGGACAAACAAAUAAAACAAGCACCAACGAAUGCAUAAAAAAAAGAAAAAAAAAAAAAAAACAACAACAACCAACAACAAAAUCAAUGGAUAACAAGUGGUUUAGUGUAUACAUGAAUGAAGUGAAUAUUGUGUACAUUGUGUGAUUGUUUUUUAUAUUUAUUUUAUUUUUUUUUUCAACUUAAAAGUGAAUAAUAGUUGUUAAAAAAUAUUGGCUCUUGGAGUGCAGCAAUACACUUUGGAUGCUAUAGAGUUAAUUAUCGAGUGCAGAAUUUUUUUUUUUUUUUUUCCUAUGUAAUUAAAGUGGAUUUUCAAAAAUCAAAAAGCAAAAAAAAAAAUAUACAUAUAGAAAUUAUUUGAAAAAAAAAAAAUAAUAAUAAUAAAAUUCCAGUCGUCGUCGAGAUAUCGACGGGACCGGAUACGUCGUGGAGGGGGGAGUAAUGCCGGUGAGGGUGGCGCAGCGCCCCCCAAGUGGUCUACUCCACUCCGGCCCAAUAUCACUAUCAAAUACAGGACCAACUGGCCAAGUUACAUCGGGCCGUUGCCUCGGGGGCCCUACCGGCUCCCCACCACUGCCGCCGGUAUUAUCACAACUUACCGGCAGCAAUAAUAAUAAUAUACAUAAUUUAAAUAAUAAUAAUAAUAAUAAUAACAAUUCACAUCAAGGAUUAAUAACAAAUAGUGUACAAAAUCCAUUAGCAGCAAUGGCCUCGGCGGCGGCCUCACUUACACAAUUAAAUAAUAUGGCAAAUGGUCCUUUACCGCCAUUGGGAAGUGGUCCCAAUGGACCAAAUUUGCCACCACCACCACAACCAGCAACAACACCAACUCAUUCACAUGGUGGACCACCAACACCUCAUGGUCCUCAUGGUCCACUUGGUGGAGGUGGUGGUGGACAAGGCCCACAUUUAAAUGGGGCAUCACCUAGUCCUCAUUCAAUGCCACCACAUGGUAUGAUGGUUGGUUCACCUCAUCCUGGUCAUAUGAUGCCUGGUGGCGGAGGUGGAGGUGGUGGUGGUGGUCCAUCACCUCAUUCACAUCAUCCAGGACCACAUAUGGUUGGUUCACCUCAUCAUGGUGGUCCUCAUAUGGGUGGACCAGUACCUGGUGGUAUGAUGGGACCUGGUGGUGGUGGUGGUGGAGGAGGCGGUGGUAUGCAACCUCAACCUGGUGGACCAGGUAUGUGUCCACCAGGUGGUCCACCAAUGGGACCACAUCAACAUCCACAUCCCCAAGGACCUGGUGUACCGGGACAACCACAUAUGCACAAUGAUCCUUUCUACUGUUCGCCAUUUGGCUCACCCUAUUACAGAUCAUUACCAGUACCCAGAAGACCUACUCCGUAUUUUGGACAACCAGAUAUUCGGUUAUACGAAUUAAAUAAAAGGCUGCAACAACGUACAGAGGAGAGUGAUAAUCUGUGGUGGGACUCAUUUGCAACGGAAUUUUUCGAAGACGAUGCAACGUUGACAUUGGCAUUUCUUCUUGAAGAUGGACCCAAAAGAUACACAAUAGGAAGAACAUUAAUACCCCGGUAUUUUCGUUCAAUAUUUGAGGGUGGUGUUACGGAGCUUUAUUAUCACAUAAAACAUCCAAAAGAAUCAUUUCACAAUACAACAAUAACUCUAGACUGUGACAAUUGUGUAAUGGUUACGCAUCAUGGGAAACCUCCAUUUAUGAAGGAAAAUUUUUGGUUUCAGGUGUGUACGGAGGGUAGAUUAAUAUUAGAAUUUACAUUUGACGAUUUAAUGAGAAUAAAAUCUUGGCAUCUAUCAGUGAGAACACAUCGUGAACUUGUACCAAGAUCAGUUGUUGGUAUGCAUACUGCACAACAGGAUCCAACAAUGCUUGAACAAUUGAGUAAAAAUAUAACUAGACAAGGCAUUACAAAUUCAACUCUCAAUUAUCUUAGGUUAUGCGUAAUAUUAGAACCAAUGCAAGAAUUAAUGUCACGGCAUAAAGCGUAUGCAUUGUCACCACGUGAUUGUUUAAAAACAACAUUAUUCCAGAAGUGGCAGAGGAUGGUUGCCCCGCCGGGUAAGCAAUCACAAAGGCCGGCAAGUAAAAGAAGAAAGAGAAAGGGUAGUACAUCAGGACCAGGAAGUAAUGCACCACCUGCACCAAGUAAAAAAAGAUCACCGGGUCCAAAUUUUUCCCUAGCAUCCCAGGACGUGAUGGUAGUGGGUGAACCAUCACUAAUGGGAGGUGAAUUUGGAGAUGAAGAUGAACGGCUAAUAACAAGGCUUGAAAACGCCCAAUAUGAUGCGACAAAUAGUCUGGACCCACACAGUCAUGAUACGUCCGGUGGACCACCACCACAUCCGCAUCAAUUUCAUUCAGAACCAACGCCAGGUAAUUCUUGGCCACCUGAUCGUGGACCAGGACCACCACAAGGUGGACCAGGAAAUCAGGGUGUACAAGGAUCACAAGGUGGAAGUGGUGGAGGUGUACAAGGUUCCCAAGAUUCAAAUCAAUCACAAGACAAAAAAAGCCCCGCAGUGAGCCAGUGAGGCCAGGAGUCCCCGCGCCCCCCAACCAGGGGGCGACGGGGGCGCAGGCCCAAAAAUGUAACUCCCUAGCGGGGCGAGAAUACAAAUAUCUCAAUGACCUCCAAUCUGACCUCACCAUUAACGGCCUCAAGUCGUUAUUCUGUUGAAACUGAUACACCAAUAUCUGAUUUACAAAUAAUUCCAGAUAAAUAUAAACAAAAUUACAUUACAAAUGGAUUUAUUAAUAAUCAGCAAACUGGUGAUGAUACAGUUACACCAGUCAGACAAUCUCAUCAGGGACAAACGGCCGAUCCACUUCAAAGUAUCGUACAACAAUUGCUGUAUUUACAUCAAUUCGAGUAUCUUCUUUCACAACGUAACCACUCGUAAUAAUCCUUUAUUUUUAUUUUAUUUUUUUUUCUCAUCGUUUAUUUAUUUUUAUCAUUUAAACAUUUAACGAAAAGCUAAAACCCUCAUUAUUUUAAAUAAACAAGUUUUAUUUAUCUGUUGAUAAUGAUCAACAAUUUUGGGCACAUGGUUGUUGUUGUUGUUGUUGCUGUUGUUGCUUUUUCUUUCAAAUUUGAAAUUUGUAAUACUUUUUGAAGCAUGAACUUCAAAGUAUUACAACAAGGUGCAAAUUUCAACUCAGGGUUUUACUAAAGUGUGGUUUCCCAAUUGAAAAAAAAAUAUAUAAACAAUGAAGUUGUUUUUUUUUUUUUUAAUACAUUACGAAACAAAUAUUUGUUUCAUCAGGGACUGGCUUAAUUUUAUAUUUUUGUUUUUGUCAAUUUUAUUUUAUUUUUUAAAAUGGCAACCACUAGGUUGUCCAAACACAAGUGAUAAAAAAAAAAAAAAAGAAAUUAAUGCACAAAAAGCAAGGUGAAUUAAUUAAAUAAUAAUUUUUUUAAAUAAAUAAAUUGUGAAACUGGUGAAUUGAUCGGUAAAAAAAGUCACCUGAAUGGGAAAAAAGUAAAGAGAGUUUGAAUUUGAAAAAAGUAAAAAAAAAUGAAAAAAAAAAAAAAAAGAAAAAUGAAAAUGAGAAAAAUAAAAAAAAAAUAAUAGUUGCAAAAAAUAAUGUGAAUGAAAUAUAAAAAAUAAGAUUUUAAAAAAUAAAUAAUAAAUUGGAAGAUAACACUCAACACAACGUGCACAAAAUGGGACGAUAUAAUGUGAAAAAUGAAAAAUAAAAUAACACAAGAAGAAAAAAAAAAGUAAUAAAAAUAUAAAAACAAAUUGAUAAAUAAUAAAUAAAUAAAUAAAUUGCUCUGUAGUGCGCGCGCUGUGAAUGAAUCUCUAUCCGUCAUCAGUAUUGAUAUAAUUAUAGAGUAAAUAAAUAUAAUACCAUAAGAGGUUUUGUAGGUAAUAAGUUACGUAUUUGUGCAAAAUGAAAAAAAAAAAAAAAAAAAACGAUUACAAGGACGAAUGAUAAAUUGAAUAUUCUCAUAAGUAUGUGAAUGAAUGCAAGUAGAAAAAAAAAAUGAAUUUUUAAAAACAAAUUGUACGGAAUUUUUAAUUAAUUUGACCGAAAUUUGUAAAAAAAAAAACAGAAAAAAAACGAAAAAAAAAUACACAAACGCGCACAGAUUUUAUCAUCCUCCUUUUUUUUUUUUUUUUUUUUAUUAUUAUUUAAAUUGCUAUUUAUAUUUAAAUUUGAAAUUAUGAAUAUCGAAAAUAAUGGAGGACACAAAGUGCAAGUAAUUUUUUACAUCAUUUAAUUUUAAAUUAAAAAAAAACCUCCUAAUCAUGAGAUAAAAAUAACGAUCAUCACAUUGAUGUGAUAAAAAUUACUAGAUAAAAAAUGAAUCAAAUUCAUUAUACAAUUUUAUUUUAUUUUUUUAACCAAUGGCAUAAUUUUAAUUUUUUUUUUUUACAAAUAAAUCAAUUUUACUAUUUUUUUUUUUAAACAUUUUAACAAAGAUAUUUGUUUCUUUAAUAAAUUGACCAAUUUGAAAAUAAUAUAUUUUUAUUUUUUAUAUAUCAUCAAUCAUGAAUAAAUUUUUUUUUAUUUAUUUAUUUGACAAAUGAAAGUAAAGUUUAUUAUUUUUCAUGUCAAAUUACAAUGAUUAUUGAAAGACUUAAUAUUUUUUUUACAACUUUUUCAAUAAUCAUUGUCGUAAAUUAUUUAAAUAAAAAAUUUAUAAUUUAAUUAUCAACGCACAUGAUUUUAAUAAAGCUGCAAAAUUUAAAAUCAAUUAAUUUCGACAUUUAUUUUUUCAUAGAAAAAAUAAAAUUAUAAUUUUUUUUCGCCUUCAAUAUGAAGGAUAAUAAUUGUAAAUUUAUAGGUACAAAAUCAUCACGAAUCUAGUUAAUUUUUUUUACUUAUACAAAGUUUUUUUUUAAUUUUAUUUUAAACAUUUUAAAACAUUAAAAAUUGUACAUCACUAUUUUGUUGUUUUGUAAAAACACACUCACGGUAAAUUUUAAAUUUUAGAAAAAUAAAUAAAACCAACAACAAAUAUAUAAAUUGCAUAAAAAGCAAAUUAGUUGUAUAAAAAAAUUGUAUAAAAAAAAAAAAAAAAAGAAAAAGAAAAUAAAGGAGACGAUAAUCCUACUGUUUCUUUUUUUUUUUUUCUUUUUUUAAACACAAAAUCGCGACUCGAUGAAUAACAACGAGCAAAAAAAUCAACUGACAAUUUGUCGUCAAAAAAAAAAAAAACGCAUAAACCGAAAAGAUAAAAAAUUAAUUAUAUAAAAAAAACACAUCAUUUUG
Messenger RNA from Aphidius gifuensis, 5894 nucleotides. RefSeq names its product LIM domain-binding protein 2 (gene Chi). Gene Ontology annotation, molecular function: LIM domain binding. The record is from RefSeq and is a predicted model, not a curated record. Bases 1136 to 3205 code for a protein of 689 amino acids. The transcript has 9 exons. Gene Ontology annotation, cellular component: nucleus; transcription regulator complex. Gene Ontology annotation, biological process: negative regulation of transcription by RNA polymerase II; positive regulation of transcription by RNA polymerase II; nervous system development. Lineage: Eukaryota; Metazoa; Arthropoda; Insecta; Hymenoptera; Braconidae.